Messenger RNA from Salvelinus namaycush (lake trout), 4838 nucleotides. RefSeq names its product retinoic acid receptor alpha-like. The record is from RefSeq and is a predicted model, not a curated record. Gene Ontology annotation, biological process: cellular response to corticotropin-releasing hormone stimulus; regulation of transcription by RNA polymerase II; retinoic acid receptor signaling pathway. The coding region runs from base 1134 to 2519 and encodes 461 amino acids. Gene Ontology annotation, cellular component: nucleus; transcription regulator complex. NCBI's taxonomy places the organism in Eukaryota, Metazoa, Chordata, Actinopteri, Salmoniformes, Salmonidae. The transcript is spliced from 11 exons. Gene Ontology annotation, molecular function: nuclear receptor activity; nuclear glucocorticoid receptor binding; RNA polymerase II cis-regulatory region sequence-specific DNA binding.
UCUUUUUCACCCCCUUUCUCAUUCUCUCUCUCUUAAACCCCCUUUUCUCGGUCUACCGUUUUGGCCACCCUCUUCCCUCUCUUCUCCCCCUCUCUUACUUAGCUCUGCCAUUUUGUGUAGACAGUAGUUCCAACAGUGGGAAUACCAUCUUAUUGUCCAGUGUGGCCGUGCAGAUGAUGCCUCAGAGUGAGUGAUGCACUCCUGACAUUCCUCAUAACCGAGGUUGGCAUUUGGAGCUCUAAAUGUUACCCUCGGCUUUCUUCCCAUGAUUCACGGUUAUGAGCUCAUUAUACCAGCCGCUCCUCAUCCCAUCCCACAUCAUAUCCCCAGCCCAAUGUCACCGCACCGCUCAGGCUUCAAAUGCCAACCAGAUGCCUACGUCACUUUCAUGGCAGACCAUUGCUUUGGAGGCCGAUAGCAGCCUGACACGGCUGUUUCUCCAGGGUUAGGGCUUCGCCACGGUGAGAGGAAGAAGAUUGCCAGUCUGCCACAGGUGUGUUGCCGGGACUGAAAGUGAGUCACCGCGGCGAUAGCGGCCGACCUGGGGCGCAAGACAUGUUACAGUGACAACUAAAACCAGCCAUCGUCAUAACAAUCCUCCUCCUCCGUCGUGUUGUUGUGUGAGCUCUGCUGAGUCACUGGAGAGAGAAAAGCUGUUCUCAUCCAAUCCCCCCAAGGCCUGAGAAGUCUAUCCAAUCCUGAACAAGGGAUCUGGAGUCCAUUGGUGCCAGAUGAUUCUGCCUAGCGACCUCCCUUUAGUAUUUAUGUAAUUGAUGUUUCAUUCAAGAUAUAAAGCUUAGUGGCCUACUCUACCUCUAUCUAUCUCAGUAGGACACUCUUCAUAUCAAGGCAGAGGACCAGCCUUUGGAAGAAAAUAGCCUAUAUGCUCUUGGAUUCAAAGUUUCUCUGAAGCAUCCACCCGGGAACAUCGACGUAACCUACCAGCUCCAUUUCACACACCUACACAAAUACACACACGUCGUUGUCGUCCACCGUCACCCACCACCACCACCACUUCUUAAUUCAUUGGAUUACGCCGUCAUCGGCGGGUGAGGUUGGGGAUGUAGACCGUCGUCACCACGGAUACCUACAGGAGACUCUUUGGACUCGGCUCAAGGUCUGCCGAGCAGAACAUGGCAGGCAAGGGUAACCCCUGCCAACCCCCGGGGGGGCCAGGCAGUGCAGGGGGCCACACUGUCUCUGUGGGGGGAUUCCCCAUGCCUCACUACUCCUACUUCUUCCCCCACAUGCUGGGGGGGCUGUCCCCUCCCACCCUCUCCGGACUGCCCAUCAGUGGAUACAGCACCCCAUCGCCAGCCACCAUAGAGACCCAGAGCACCAGCUCGGAGGAGAUAGUCCCCAGUCCCCCCUCGCCGCCCCCUCCCCCGCGAAUCUACAAACCCUGCUUCGUUUGUGCGGACAAGUCCUCGGGAUACCACUACGGAGUCAGCGCCUGCGAGGGCUGCAAGGGUUUCUUCCGGCGUAGUAUCCAGAAGAACAUGGUGUACACCUGUCAUCGCGAGAAGGGCUGCAUCAUCAACAAGGUCACCCGCAACCGCUGCCAGUACUGCCGCCUGCAGAAGUGUUUAGAAGUGGGCAUGUCCAAGGAGUCGGUGAGGAACGACAGGAACAAGAAGAAGAAGGAGGAGAAGAAGCCAGAGUGUACUGAGAUCUACGUGCUGAGUACCGAGACAGAGCAGAUGAUUGAACGCGUCCGCAAGGCCCAUAAGGAGACUUUUCCCUCGCUCUGUCAGCUGGGCAAAUACACCACGAAUAACAGUGCAGAGCACCGUGUGGCUCUAGAUGUAAACCUGUGGGAUAAGUUCAGUGAGCUGUCCACUAAGUGUAUCAUCAAGACGGUGGAGUUUGCCAAGCACCUGCCAGGCUUCACCACCCUCACUAUCGCUGACCAGAUCACCCUGCUCAAGGCUGCCUGUCUGGACAUACUGAUUCUGAGGAUAUGCACGCGGUACACUCCAGACCAGGACACAAUGACGUUCUCAGACGGGCUGACCCUGAACAGGACCCAAAUGCACAAUGCAGGCUUCGGCCCGCUCACAGACCUGGUGUUCGCCUUCGCCCAAACACUCCUCCCCCUGGAGAUGGACGACGCAGAGACCGGCCUGCUCAGCGGCAUCUGUCUGCUGUGUGGAGACCGUCAGGAUCUGGAGCAGGCAGACAAGGUGGACAUACUACAGGAGCCCCUACUGGAAGCUCUGAAGAUCUACGUGAGGAAGAGGAGGCCUCACAAACCACACAUGUUCCCCAAGAUGCUGAUGAAGAUCACGGACCUCAGAAGCAUCAGCGCCAAGGGAGCGGAGCGAGUGAUCACUCUGAAGAUGGAGAUCCCAGGCUCCAUGCCCCCUCUCAUCCAGGAGAUGCUGGAGAACUCAGAGGGUCUGGAGGGCCAGGGGGCCAGUGGGGGCCGCUCCAGUGGAGGAGGGGCCCCACCAGGCAGCUGCAGCCCAAGCCUGUCCCCCAGCUCAGCCCGCAGCAGCCCCCCUGCACCCUCCCCUUAGACGGGGGUCCACCACCACCCCCCAGGCAGGGACAGCAAGAAGGCAUGACUACAGACGGAGCCAGCCAGCUAACCGACAGACCCACAUUGUGACAAACCAGGCCAGAGUGGAGUGGGGUUAGGAAGAGGGCCAAGCCUGGGCCCAACCCGGGCGGACUUUGACACUUUGAGGGCAAACGCAGGCCUCAAUGGACAGACAGCCGUCCCCCCACCCCCCCUAUCUCAGCCCCAGACCGGGCACCGAAACAGACCGGGCACCAUCAUACUUGACUGAAUCUGGAUGGCACUAUACCCUUCACCCCCACCACCACCACCACCAUAGACAUGCCUCAGAACCAGCACCAGGGAUUGGCAGACGCAACACAAGGAGUUUAAUCUGAGUUGCUCUGUUUACUCUCCUCAGUGAUGACUCUCUGUUCUUCCUCUCUCCCCCUCAAGACAUUGGACAGGAAUUCAGGCUCAGUGCCCGUCAGACCUGGGGUAAAGGGGUCGACAAGACGCAUGUCUUUCUGCAGGGAACUAGACAGACAGACUGCUGGACACUGGGCACGAGUCAUCCCUAAAUGUUGUCAGGGACAGCAAACGGGGGCUGCUCGGAGAGGGGGCCUGCCUCUCCUUCACAACUUUGAGAGACAGAUUUUCUUACAAAAGAUAUAUGGAAAUAUAAAUAUAUAUAUUGAAAAAGUAAUCAUUGCAAUUUGAAUUGUCCAAGUGGAAUGAUGCAUAAAAGAAGAGUUGCCAUCUUUUUCUCAGUAUUUUUCUCACUGUUCUAAGAGCUUAGAUGUUAUUUGUGAUUUCCCCCCCACCUCCCCAGACCUAGUGUUUUGUUCUCUUCGUUUCACCCAGGAAUAUCAGCACACUAAGUAGUCACAGUGGAAAUGUGUGUUUUUUCUAUCAAAUCAAAAGAUAAGUAGAACAAAAAUGAUGACACGAUUUCUGAUGCAAUUCACUUUAUGCACUAGACCUCUUGCACUGUCACGUUCACAAGUUGGAUCAAAUUGAUACACAAAACACAAAUUGGACCAGGUUGGGUUGGCAUCUCUCUGUUUUGUUCCAUUUACAGCAUUUCGUUUUUUCAUGGGAGAAAAGGAAACGUAGUGGUUCUAUGAUCUAGAGUCAAGUUGUCGUGGAGUUAUGAAGAUGACCUGUAAGAAAGUAGCAGCCAUGAAAUAAUGUACAUAAGAUGUAUUCCUUUGUUUUUAAAGUACAUGGAGUCUAGCCAAUUUUCACUUUGUCAAAGCCUUUUAUGUUUUACUUUUUGUUCUUGUUUGGUGUCCUGAAGUGAAGGCAUGAAUCACUGAUCGACUGUUUAGACCGCUUAAGGAAGGGACUGACUGCUAGGAACACCAUAGCCAUUGACAACCAGUGAAGAGAGUUGAAUUUAUACUUCACCUGAAAUAAAAUAGAAAGAUUUGACAAUUUAAAGACCAACAACUCCGUGACCCCCCCCCCCCCCAUUUCCCUAAGGUCGUCCCUCUCUCAUUCCACGUCUGGAUAAUGUAUGUAUUACCCCCCAACAGCACUGCCUCUGUACUGUAGCACAUUGUCAAUAUCUAUGUGCUCCCAUUACCCCCCACCAUCAGUCACAAACUGUACCACGUUACCAGUAUGCUCACAUUGUAGCACAUUGUCAGUAGGAUGUAUCUAUCUAUGUCCGUGUAAACUCUGUGGCACGAUAUCAGUACGCUCACAACACCACUGCCUCUGUAUGUAUACAUGUUCCCCAUCUCUCUACUCCCUCCCCCCCCCCCCCCCCCCCCCCCCCACAACAGCACUGCCUCUGUAAGUUUGUUUCACAGUAUCAGCACCUCUAUCUCUGUAUCUAUCACAGCAACGCAACUGCCUCUGUUUGCACACUAUUAGUAUUUAUCUGUCUGUCAUUCUUGACUCUACUGACACAUCCGAGUACCUAGCUAUUCCCUAGCCUGGCCCUAGAUCAGUUUGUGCUGUCUUGCCAAUGCAUGACAAUGAAAUAGGAGUUGCACAAACUGAUCUGGGAUCAGGCCAGCUAUUUCCCCACCUUUAACCACUGUUUACACAAAAUAGUGUAACUUACCUACCCAUCUCUUUUCCCCACAACACCACUGCCUCAGUAGGAGUGGAUCUGUCCUUCACAACGAUCGAACGCUGCUAUUGGCCAGCCUCUCUGCAGCCAGUAUGACAACGCACAACUGUUUUUUUCCCCUGCACUCUCACUUGUAAUGCAAUCGGAUGUCAACCAGCAUUUGGGGAUAAAAUAAAUAACUGUUUUGAUUAUGCCAGAUCAUUGGACGAAGAGAAUAACAUUUAAUAAAGAACCAUGUCUGUGUGUGUUUUUAAA